AAAAUAAGAAAUCAGGAAGGGGGCAAACACUUUUUCACACAACUGUAUAUAGUAUAACUAAACAAUGAACAGCUGCUAUACCUCCUAUUUAAUUCAAGGAUGUCUCAUUUGUUAAAUGCCUGCUGCCUUGACUCCUCUCUCCUCUGGUCUCUUUUUGCCUCCUCCGCUCGCAUCUCGCGUGGGCGGGACUACGACGCGAGGCGAGGAAAGGAAUCAAGGAGGCACAGAAAAUUGGGAAAUGAGAAAGAACCAUUAUCUUUCUUUUUUAGAGGCCAUGUCAGCUGGUGACAGCCAUGAAGAGGGCCGGCUGGUCCACCGUUAUGGGGGCGAGCCAGUCGGAGCGUUUGUUCAGCCCAGUCUCCGGCCACUGAUGCCCGCCAUCGCACACGCCAUGUUACUUGAUGUAACCCAUGACAACGAGUGUCCCAUACAGCUGCGUUCAGCUCUGGACUCCCUCCCCAGCUCUGCUAUGGUGUCCAUGGCCUGCUGUGCUACUGGUUCCACCAGAGGAUAUGAUGAAUUAGUGCCACAUCAGAUCUCUGUGGUGAAGGAGGAGCGUUUCUACCCCAAGUGGAGCCCCUCAGCGCCCCCCACCUCCACUGGUGAGGUUGGAUUCCAGACUGGCAUCAUAGCUGGGAAACUGGCACUCAACAAGCUGCACCAGGAACUGGCUUCUCAGGGAUUCAUGCAGGUGUUUGUAGACCAGGUUGAUGCAGAUAUUGUUGCAGUUACUCGACACUGUCCCAGCACUCACCAGUCGGUGGUGGCAGUGUGCAGGACAGCCUUCCAGAACCCUAAAACCCACCAGUACGACACCAACGUCCCACCCAUGUUCAUACCUGGGAAGAUUGAGGAAGUGGUGCUGGAGGCAAGGACAGUGGAAAGGCCUUCAGAGAGUUACAAGAAGGAUGACAACUGCAUCAACGGCAUGCCAGAAUACACCGUGGAAAUAAAGGAGCAUAUAUCGUUACAGGAGAGUACAGUGGUAAAACAAGCUGAAGUGACAUCUAAAGGUCCAUCAGAGUUCGUGCAGGAAAUCACCUUUCAGAAGUUGACGCCUGGCAGCAUCAUUGCCUUUAGGGUUAGUUUGGACCCCAAGGCCCAAAAGUUGGUGGGGGUGCUGAGGUAUUAUCUGUCACAGUUCAGCCCAAAAUACAGGAGAGGCAGUGUAGCAGAUGAAAACUCACCAGAAGCACUGCAGAAACCGCUGGCACAGCUAAUGUCCAAGCUGACGCUAGCAGAUCUAAAUGUCCUGCUGUUUCGCUGUGACUCAGAAGAACAAGAAGACGGUGGAGGCUGUUACAGUAUCCCAGGAUGGGACAGCCUCAAAUAUGCUGGACUACAAGGUCUGAUGUCAGUGCUGGCUGAUCUCCGUCCCAACAAUGACCUUGGCCAUCCUGUGUGUGCUAACCUCAGACAAGGGGACUGGCUGAUAGACUUUGUGUCCAACCGGCUGAUAGGCAGAGAGGGACCUCUGGCACAGGUGGGUCAGUGGUUGGGAGCUAUGUUUGACUACUUGAAGCACAUCCCACGCUACCUCAUCCCCUGUUACUUUGAUGCCAUCUUGGUCUCAACCUACACUACAGCCCUGGACGCAGCUUACAAACUCAUGUCCAGUUUCAUCCAGAACGGCUCCAGCUUUGUUCAUUACCUGGCGCUGGGUUCAGUUCAGAUGUGUGGUGUCGGACAGUUACCCGCCCUCCCUCCCCUUUCCACACAAAUGGAGGACGUUCCCUAUCGCAUCAGUCCAAUCACAGGCCAGAAGGAGCAGUGCUGCGUCUCAUUGGCUGCAGGUCUCCCUCAUUUCUCUUCUGGGAUUUUCCGUUGCUGGGGCAGAGACACGUUCAUCGCUCUCAGAGGACUGAUGCUGCUCACUGGAAGACACACUGAGGCUCGUAACAUCAUCCUGGCCUUUGCGGGAACGUUGCGUCACGGUUUGAUCCCCAACCUGCUGGGUGAGGGUCGCUGUGCAAGAUACAACUGUCGCGAUGCUGUGUGGUGGUGGCUGCAGUGCGUCCAGGACUAUGCGACCCACGUUCCUCAAGGCCAUGAAAUCCUUCACUGUCCUGUCACACGCAUGUACCCUACUGAUGACUGUGAGCCUAUGACACCUGGAGAGGUGGAGCAGCCUCUGUAUGAUGUGAUCCAGGAGGCUCUGCAGCGCCACCUAGAGGGAAUUUCCUACAGAGAGAGAAAUGCUGGACCCAAAAUAGACAUGCACAUGAGAGAUGAAGGGUUCAACGUGUUUGCUAAAGUGGAUCCAGCCACAGGUUUCGUGACGGGAGGAAACCGAUUUAACUGUGGCACAUGGAUGGACAAAAUGGGAGAGAGUGACAAAGCGAAGAACAAAGGCAUGCCUGCAACUCCAAGAGAUGGAGCCGCAGUGGAAAUAGUUGGUCUCAGUAAGUCAGCUGUUCGCUGGGUUGUGGAGCUACAUGCCAAAGGACUGUUCCCUUACGAUGGAGCCAAAGUACACCGAGAUGGUAAAAAAGUGUUAAUCUCGUACUCCCAGUGGAACCAGCAGCUCCAGCAGUCCUUUGAGCCAGGUUACUGGGUGUCUGGCAACCCACAUGAUCCCAAUGAAAAGCAUCCUGACCUGGUGCACAAAAAAGGCAUCUAUAAGGACAGCUAUGGAGCCUCCAGCCCCUGGUGUGACUACCAGCUGAGACCCAACUUCACUAUUGCCAUGGUGGUGUCUCCAGAGCUGUUCACAGUGGAAAGAGCCUGGGAGGCUCUCGAGGUGGCUGAGGAGAAACUCCUGGGACCGCUGGGAAUGAAGACACUUGACCCUGAUGACAUGGUGUACUGUGGUGUCUAUGACAACGCUCUGGACAACGACAACUACAACCUGGCAAAAGGCUUCAACUACCACCAAGGACCAGAGUGGCUGUGGCCGGUAGGCUACUUCCUGCGUGCUAAGCUCUACUUUGCCAAGAAGCUGGGAGAAGAAACCUACGCUAGAACAGCCACGCUGGUGAAGAACGUCCUGUCACGACAUUACACCCACCUGGAGAGGUCUCCAUGGAAGGGUCUGCCAGAGCUGACCAAUGAGAACGGCCAGUACUGCUCGUUCAGCUGUGAGACCCAGGCCUGGUCCCUGGCCACGGUUCUGGAGAUCCUCUAUGACCUCUAGACCCCCUGAUGUGAUGCAGUCUUACUCCCUGAAGCAGAACUCAUUGGAGGUCAUUAACACAUAGCUAGCUCUGAGUAGAACCACACAGAACCACUGAGCUGUCAAUGCUCAGAUGCACUUCACUGUUGUUGUGGUUGAUAGUGAUUCACAGGCUUCAAACUACACGUAUUCACAAUAGAUAUUUGACAGAACCGGAGGUGUGAUCACUGCACCUCAGUCCUCCCUCCGGCUCACAGUGCAUUCAUCUGAAUGUUGCCCUGUGCACUGCCGGCCUCCAACUAUCCUCAUUCACAAUAAACAGCUCUGCCAGCU
Messenger RNA from Anarrhichthys ocellatus (wolf-eel), 3445 nucleotides. RefSeq names its product amylo-alpha-1, 6-glucosidase, 4-alpha-glucanotransferase a (gene agla). The record is from RefSeq and is a predicted model, not a curated record. NCBI's taxonomy places the organism in Eukaryota, Metazoa, Chordata, Actinopteri, Perciformes, Anarhichadidae. The coding region runs from base 116 to 3133 and encodes 1005 amino acids. The transcript is spliced from 22 exons. Gene Ontology annotation, molecular function: 4-alpha-glucanotransferase activity; amylo-alpha-1,6-glucosidase activity. Gene Ontology annotation, biological process: glycogen catabolic process.